Molecule: messenger RNA, 3008 nt
Organism: Mucor mucedo
Lineage: Eukaryota; Fungi; Mucoromycota; Mucoromycetes; Mucorales; Mucoraceae
Product: ATP-utilizing chromatin assembly and remodelling N-terminal-domain-containing protein
Exons: 9
Coding region: 37-2937 (966 amino acids)
Source: RefSeq, a predicted model, not a curated record
GAAUAUUUUUUCUUUUUUUUUCUUUAAUUGUUCACCAUGCCUUUAUUGAACAGAAAAAGAGUUCCGCUAACUCCAAAUAUACCUUAUGACCCAAAGCGUAAAAGAAAGGAAGUCUGGUAUCUCCGCUUUACAAAUGAAGUCUUUACGAGUUACGAAUCAUACAUUAACAAACUUACUUUAUACCACCAACCGAUUUGGGAGUGUGAAGCAACAGGAAGACAGAACUUGACUUAUGAACAAGCUUUAGAAAGUGAAAAAACAGAACACGAUAGAGCAGAAUACAAGUUUUGUCAAGCACUACGAAUCAGCAUACUGAACAGAAUUAAAUUUCAAACGGUUCGAUUGGAAGCUCUUGUCAAUGAUGUUUUUACAUAUUUUAAAAAUAACUAUGUAAUUGAUGAGAUUGUACAGUGUAAAUUAAAUGACUACAAUUACUUUGCGAGAAUUGUCGAGAUACUCCCAAGGCAACCACACGAAUACCAACGUCCUAUUACGUGGUCCAUCCAACACCAUCAACAGCAUAACGAAUCUCCUUCAAUUUCCAAUUCGGAAUCAGAAGAUGAUACGAAUGUUCCUAGGCAACCCAAUGGCCGUCUUCGAUUUCCCGAUGCAUUUCUUCAUCCUACACCACAGUCUCCAACCCAUUCAGAGAAUGAUUCGAAUCAAGAUCCACAAAGUGAUACUGAUUCAUUUUCGGAUCUGUGUCAGUACAAGGUCCAGUUAAUUGACGAAGGAGGUCAUCCACUCGAAAACUGCACUCGUAUUGUGGAGGCAUCCGACAUCAAGAGAGAAAAGUAUAUAUAUAAUCGACAAAACGUACAAAGUUUUAUUCGAGAGUGUUCCUACAGAGACAAUUAUAUUAAUGCACCAUGGCUGAUAAAGGCUGCGGUUGCCUCAACAUACAACAUUGAUACACGACUUCCCGAACAUUUACAAGAGGCCCAAGACCGUGCAUUCGCAAAGACCUCCAAGAAACGUAAAAUAAGUUCGCAAACUAAAACACCCGAUGAACGAGAAGCUGAAAAGAAGGCACGAAAGGAAGAAACCUUAUUACAAAAGGCAAAGUUGAAACAAGAACGAGAUAAAUUACGCGAGGAACGAAAAAAACAAUCUGCUGUAAAAUACCCAUUAGAAGAUCUCGACCUUCCCAUUUACCGCAAAGACCCCAAUCUGAACUGGGUUUUGGUUGACAUGUCACCGCUCAAAUUCGAUGCUAAAGAUGCUACUAUACCAUACCCAAGUGGAGGAAGAGCAGAAAGACCUACACCACAUCAUGAUUCGCCCAUACCACCAGAGCUAUUUGAUUCAUUCUUGUCCAUCUGGGCCUUCUUGACCGUCUUUGCGGAACCCUUAAAAUUGUCCGCCUACAGUGUAGAUGAAUUUGAGCGCGCUUUGUUUCAUAAUACACAUCAACCAAAGGCAACUGUAUUGGUAGAAUACAACUCCUGUCUUUUAAACGUCAUCAUCAACGAAAGAAAGGAAGACACAGUGAACGAAACGAUCAAUGGCGAAGUCAUGGAAAUGUAUGUUGAAUCAUUAGAAGAAAAAGAGGAAGACCACGAGGACGAAGAUGAUGGGAACAACAACGGAUCAAAAUUAAAAGAUGAAACGACUUCCGUCUUACCAAAGGUAGAAAGAGGUUGGCGGGAUAAGGAACAUUUAAAGAUGAGUCAGAAAUGGGAUAGCAAAGAAUUAAGAGCAAACUAUGAUCGUCGUGGAUGGGAAACUACAUUGAUAGGAUGUUUAAAUGAUAUCGCUACUCCUGAUUUGGUACCUGAUUUAGAUGCUUUGCUCAGACAUUUGGUCCCUCGUGUAGGAUCAACAGCAGCUGAUAGAGAAAAACAAUACCCUACUCUAUCAAUUAAGCAGAAACUAGAUAUACUGGGGUUUCUGGUCGAUGUUGUCAAUGAGUCUAACCUGAUAAAGAACUAUAUGGAUUACUGUCAAGAACAACUAUCUGAAUUUAGAAAGCAAAAGGUAGAAUUGAACAAGGAAUCCAAAUCUUUAUCUUUCAGACGUAUUGAAAUGGACAAAAGAGACAAAGCUGAAAAGUCAGAAGAAACAAGCGAUGAAGAUGAUUCGGAUACCAGUGAUUCAGAUGAUUCAGAGAACGAUUCAAACGAAGAUUCAGAUGCUGACAGUGACUCGUCUGAACAUAGAUUAGCGGGAAGAGAACGUAGACAUCAAUCUAGACAAGAGAAACUCAAACAAAAACAACGUGAACGAGAGGAGAUGGAGAUUCAAAGAAAGAAAAUGUAUGCUGAGCAACGCGAAGUUGCAAAGUUAAAGAACCACGAACAACGCACCAAGGCAGGAGAAAGAAGAAAAUUAGAGGAGGAGGAAAGAAUUUUGAAAAAGAAAGAGGAACAUUUAGAAAAGUCAAUGCGAAGAUAUAUGACCCUGAGGAUCCGUCCUUUAGGAAAAGAUAGAUUUAAUAAUCGUUAUAUAUAUUUGGAUAAUGUGGGUGUUUCAAAUACCUAUGGAUCUGGCAGGCUCUAUGUGAAUAGUCCAACGGAUGGGGAUAUUCAAUUAAUGAUGGAACGAGAUUAUGAUACGGAAGUUCCAGAUCAACCUUGGGGUCGUGGAGGUGGUCGUUGGUUCAUCAAAAAACUUAUGCGUGAACAAGGACUUUUGGAAGAAAGUAUAUGGCUUGAAAAUCGCAUGGAUGAGCUGAAUACAGACCAUGCGAGUGAUUACAAAGGAUGGUGGAAGUAUUACUCUGACCCUGAAGAGAUCCAACAAUUGAUGUCCUGGCUAAAUCCAAAAGGUUGCAGAGAACAUAAACUGAAAAACGAGCUGUUAAAACAACAGGCCAAUAUCAUUGAUUCAAUGAAGAAGAGAGCGCAUGCAUUAACUAAAACCGAAUCUAUCACAAAACGUGCAACAAGAGCUAAAUCAGCGACAAAUUCCGAAACUUGGGACAAGUCCAAGUCUUAAUUACACAUUAUAAACACAAAUACAUUCAUUUUUGCUUUUUUUUUUUAAAAAAAAAAAAAAGACACCUUGUA